Molecule: messenger RNA, 372 nt
Organism: Priceomyces carsonii
Lineage: Eukaryota; Fungi; Ascomycota; Pichiomycetes; Serinales; Debaryomycetaceae
Exons: 2
Coding region: 1-372 (123 amino acids)
Biological process (GO): protein insertion into ER membrane
Cellular component (GO): endoplasmic reticulum membrane
Molecular function (GO): protein folding chaperone
Source: RefSeq, a predicted model, not a curated record
AUGGCACCGAAGAUAAGAGAGGAUUUAGUUAUACCAUACCGUCAUGUACCAGCAAAGCCAAGGGACGAAGCAUCUGGCAUGAUUACCCAAGCAUUGCCAAUGGCGGCCAUGUUCAUGAGAAAUAAGCUUUUAUCUUGGUCAGCAUUAUUUAUCGCGCUACAGUCGUAUUUAAAUGAGCCAUCUAACAAAGUUGAAACUUCGGAAGGUUCUCAGCCUCCUCUUUUAAGAGUUCUUUUUGCUAUAAUUGCGCUCGCGACAUGUUACCUUGAUCUUUUAUUUCCUAAGUAUGGACCAGGAGCACAGAAGGCAAGGCAGGUUGUUAGUACUGCUUCAUCUACAUUGAGCUCAAUUGCUUCCACUGCUACGAAAUAG